Haemonchus placei is the source of this 180-nucleotide messenger RNA. NCBI's taxonomy places the organism in Eukaryota, Metazoa, Nematoda, Chromadorea, Rhabditida, Trichostrongylidae. The record is from the annotation of a GenBank genome assembly.
CUCUAUCGCUAUAUGUAUUCGAGGGAGAACCUUGGUAAAGAAGCAGUGACGCUGGCCCGAGUAAUUGGCACGGUGGCCAGAUUUUCGAAAUCAGAGAUGGAUAAUGUCGUAACGAAAGAAGAGUCUCGAGUGGCCGGCUGGGUCGGGGGAACGGUCUCACAUGUGCUCACUGGGCGCUAA